This is a messenger RNA of Cornus florida, 3117 nucleotides long. RefSeq lists its product as uncharacterized. The transcript is spliced from 6 exons. Lineage: Eukaryota; Viridiplantae; Streptophyta; Magnoliopsida; Cornales; Cornaceae. The record is from RefSeq and is a predicted model, not a curated record. Gene Ontology annotation, molecular function: chromatin binding. Bases 769 to 2754 code for a protein of 661 amino acids.
AUUACGAUAAUUUCACCCUUUUACCUACCGGCCACCAGACCCUUCUCUGUCUCUCCUCUCUCUCUCCUCAACAGCUGCAUGGGAUGUGAAGUUCCGGGCCUCUGCAACUCUCCCACUUACCAUGUUUAUUGUAUCCCUGAACCUAAGGUACCCAUCUUCUCUCUCACUCUUAGCUUCGCUCCCAUUCUCUUUCUUCAUCUCAACAUUUCACAGUCCAAAACACAAAUAAACCCUUAUGUUCUUGCCUCUUUCUUAAAGCUGCAAACCUAAAAUCAUCAUCAGGUUCAACCCACAAUCCUUCCUAGACUCCACUUUUUUGUUCCUUGCCUCCUGACUACUAUUACAAUUAUAGAUGCCCAUUUCAUUUUCUUGAUGAAUUUCUUAUAAAAAGCUUCCAAAAUUUUAUCUUUAUGUUUCUUAGGGCUUUGAGACCCAGACCCAUCUUCAUUUUUGUAAGUGCUUUGAUCUCCUGGUAGAUCUUCAAAAUCAUAGGUUUGUGGGGGGCUUUUUUUCAGUUUAGAUUAACUACCCAGUUCUUGUUUGUUAUCUUUGAGCUUGAGGAGAGAAUUGUUGGGUUUCUUAGGGCUAAUCAAAUUAGGGGACACUAGAACUUAGAAAAGGUUGUAGCUUUCUGUCUCAAUUGUUGAGAUAUUGAAGCUUCUUAGGCAAAUAAUUUAAUUGGGUUUGAACCUUUUUGCCAAAUUUUUGGGUCCAUCUUCAGCUAUGCAAUUAGGGUUUCUUUUAGGGUUCUGAUUCUUUGUUAACCCCAUGGCUGCAAAUGGUCACUGUUUUGUGGAGUGGAAAGAGCAAUUUGUUUCCAAGGAGCGGGGCAAGCGGGUGGUUCACUAUUUCCUGAAGGAUGUUUCCGGGGAUUCUAUUCUUGCUGUUGUGGGCACUGAAAGGAGUGUUAGGCACAUGUUCUAUGUUGUUGCUGAAGAGUUCUUGAAAGUUUAUGGGACCGAGAACUCGGUCCAUGCCGGCUACAGAUGGAGAUCAAGGAGAGAGGUUGUGAAUUGGCUCACAUCUAUGCUAUCGAAGCAGCACCGGCAAAGCGGUCGGUCCAAAUCACCAAAAAGUGAUCCAGUGAACAAAGUCAGGGCUCAACAGCCUCACAUGCCAGAUUACAAGGAUCGUCUUGCAAAGAAUUUGAGAGGACAUGCAUCAGACAUUGUGUGGUCAGGUGUAGCAUGGGCAUGUGGUAAACAACUCAAGCACUACCCAGCAUUUUGCAGGAAUGGGACUACAAUAGCGACACAGUCCUUCGUUUUUGUCAUGGCCGAAGAAGAGAAUCGCCAUCUUGCAUAUCUGGAUGAUAUGUAUGAAGACAGGAAGGGACAUAAAAAGGUCAAAGUGAGGUGGUUUCACCAUAAUCAAGAAGUCAAGGGUGUAAUUUCUUUACGAAAUCCUCACCCCAAAGAGGUUUUCAUCACCCCAUAUUCCCAAGUCAUCAGUGCAGAGUGUGUUGACGGUCCUGCCGUAGUCUUAACUCGUGAACAUUAUGAGAAAUGUGAAUCUGUAUUUCCACAUGCUUUGUUAGCUAAAGUACAACUUUGCUUUAGACAAUUUAGAAACAAUCGUGUGAAGCCUUUCAAUUUGAGUAAAUUGCGUGGCUAUCAUGAUCAACCAAUCUUUUCAUGUUUGGAUCCUGAUUUCUUUGAAGACGAGGAAUUCAGCCCAGGUGACUAUGUGAAGCUGGGCAAAAGGACUAGAAGUUGUAGAAGGCGUCAGAUGUUGACCUGUGAACCAUCAUUCAAGAAGUCUGGUUUGUUGAGUAGGAGACUGCUUUCGCGCAAGUUUAUUGAGCACUAUCCUUGGCAUGCCACAAUUUUUAAGGUUAAUGAAAAGAUAGAGUUGCUGUGCCAAGAUAGCGGUAUCCGAGGCUGCUGGUUUAGGUGUACAGUGUUGGAGGUAUCUCAGAGACAGAUGAAAGUCCAAUACGACGAUGUGAAGGAUGAAGAUGGAUACGGGAAUCUUGAGGAGUGGAUCCCGAGUUUCAGACUGGCAGUGCCAGAUAAACUUGGAAUGAGAUGCUCAGGCCGCCCAACAAUCAGGCCAGCCCCUCCUCACAAUCAAACAGAUCUUGCUUUUGAGGUUGGAGAUCCAGUGGAUGCGUGGUGGAGUGAUGGUUGGUGGGAAGGGGUUGUAACUGGCAGCAGUAAUCAUGGAGAUGAAAGUCUGCAAGUCUAUAUACCCAGUGAAAAUUUAGCUUUAAAAAUAUAUAGGAAGCAUGUAAGAGUUUCAAGAGAUUGGGUGGGGGACCAUUGGGUCGAUAUUGCUUCAAAUCCUGAUAUUCUCUCAGCCAUAUCUGCUGCUAUUUGCCCGGAUACAAAGCUUUCUGUAUCCUUGAUUACCAAAAAGGUGAAAUCUGAUGAUCUUCCAAUGUCAUGUGAUGAAGUUCCCUCCAGUAUCAAACCCAUUGUUGUUGAAAAUGAGAAGCCUAGCUUAGCUGGUUUGGUCUCUUCUGAUGGCCUUUUGAAAGAAAUGGAUUGGAUGAAUGAUGAGAAGCAACUGUCAAUAGAAGACAAAGAUAACGGAGAUAAUGACAAUCAUGUCAAUGACAGCAGUGAAAAAGACCAUGCAGAUUAUGUCCAUGGUGACGAUGACAUCAAUAAUUUUGAUGACGACAGCGACAAUGAGAAUGAGGAUGACAGUGACGAUGCUGGUUAUGAAGACAAGGAUGGGGACAAAUUAGAGAUAGAGUGUGAAACUGCUGGACAGAAAUGUGAAACAAAACCCAUUGAACUGGUGGCAUAAGGCGCUUCACAGGAGUUCACAGAGGUACAUUCUCUUAACAGUAGUGGUGGUGAUUGAUGGUAAAAUGGAGUUUAGCCCGAGGGUUGGGAUAUUUGUAAAUAAAGAUAGAGAGGUGAUCGGAGUUAUAUAUCUUGCACUUCUUAUUGGACAUGGGAGAAGCUUUUGGGUGUACAGAAUGAGGUUAGAAAUCUCUAAUGGAUUCAGUUAACUGAUUGUUUUAGGAUUACAUGAUGGGGAGGUCCCUUAUAUAGGAAGCUCUACUUAAACCUUUUUAGUGUGCUUUUGUAUUUGUACUUGUACCAAUGAUAUUGAGUUCUCUUGUAAAACUAGAACUAUUAUUAAAUCAUCUUUAUUAUCAUUGUA